UGCAAUUCAAUGUGUGUGUUUUUCCAUAAUAAUAAUUCUUCUUCUAGGUAGAGUAGACAGGGAGUGAGACAGGUAUCUGAAAAGAAGAAAAAAUUUUGGUUUGUGGUACAUGAUAUUUGAGAGUAGUGGAAUGAACCUGAGAAAGAAAAGGGAUUUACUAUUUUUGUUUGUUUUGAUGAUAUAAUUGAUUUUUUUUUCUUUUAUUUUUGGUAAAGCGAUUCCCGGAGAAUCUUGGCACAAAUCUUUGACAGUUAAGCAGUAGAGAGAGAAGGAGGAGGCAGGGGUCCCCUUACAAAUAGGUGUCUGUACCACUCAUCACUACAAUUAAUAACAUACCAGCAAAGCACCAUCUUGAAUUCUUAAGCAAAGGAAAGGCAUCAUCAUCUCAUCACAUGGCAACAACCUCAGUGCGCGUCAAAGAAGCUGUGCUCGUCACACCUUCUGACCCCACACCAACUGGGAUUCUCCACCUCUCCGCUCUCGACUCCCAACUCUUUCUUCGCUUCACCGUUGAAUAUCUAUUUGUUUACAGGCGAUCCUCUGCCCUCGACCAGCCUGCCACCGUGUCACGUAUGAAGUCGGCAUUGGCAAGGGCGCUCGUUCCGUACUAUCCCUUUGCCGGCCGAGUUCGCUCUAGGCCGGACGUCCCCAGCCUCGAGGUAGUCUGCCGGGCACAGGGCGCACUCUUCAUCGACGCCUGCUCUGAUGUGUACACUGCCAAUGAUUUUGAGAAGGCUCCCAAAACGGUUACACAAUGGAGGAAGCUCUUGUCACUCUAUGUUCCCGACGUUCUCAAAGGAUCGCCGCCACUCGUCGUUCAGCUCACGUGGCUUGCCGAUGGAGCCGCCGCAGUUGGCGUCGGAAUCAACCACGCCCUCUGCGAUGGCAUAGGAAGCGCUGAGUUUCUCAACUACUUCGCUAAUUUAGCUUCCCAAAGGUUUGGCCCUCGCGAUUCUGAUCUGAAGCCCAAGCCCGUCUGGGAUCGCCACAUCAUGAACCCGCCGUCGAAGAAGAGCGAGCGGGCUAACACGUAUAACCACCCUGAGUUUGCACGGGUUCCCGAUCUCUGCGGGUUUUUGAACAAGGUCACCACCGGGCUCAGGCCCACCUCCAUUGUGUUCAACAAGAGGCGCAUCAACGAGCUCAAGGGAAUAGCCCGUUACUCGAGCGAGUCGUCAUCAUCGUACACGUCUUUUGAGGUGCUAGCGGCCCAUGUGUGGAGGAGCUGGGCCCGAGCAUUGGGCUUUCCACCAAACCAGCAACUGAAGAUUCUCUUUAGCAUUAACGUGCGGAACCGGGUGAAACCGAACCUUCCAGAGGGGUACUACGGGAACGCGUUCGUUCUUGGGUGCGCACAGAGCAGUGCAAAGGAGCUUGUAGAAAAAGGAAUCGGGUACUGUUCGGGUCUGGUGAAACGGGCCAAGGAGAGGGUGGAUGGAGAAUACGUGAGGAGGGUGAGUGAGUUGGUGUCCGAGUGGAGGGUGAGUCCUGACCCUGUUGGUGUGCUCAUAGUUUCUCAGUGGUCUCGUUUGGGCCUUGAGAGGGUUGAGUUUAUGGGUCGGCCCAUUCAUGUUGGGCCCAUAUGUUGGGAUAGAUACUGCUUGUUUCUUCCGGUGAGGGAUGAGACGGAGAGUGUCAGGGUCGCCGUGGCUGUCCCUGCCGCCGCCUUUGACAGCUACCAUCGCUUUAUUGCAGAAUCCACUUCAUGAUACGCAACUCUUUUUUCAUGUUGACUUCUGUAAUUAUUUUGUCUUUUUUCUUUUCGAGUCAAGAAACCUUAAAAUUUGCAGUUACUCUUAUUUAAUGAUGUCGUUUUCUUUUGCAUGA
This is a messenger RNA of Arachis duranensis, 1827 nucleotides long. RefSeq names its product alcohol acyltransferase 9. The coding region runs from base 393 to 1709 and encodes 438 amino acids. Lineage: Eukaryota; Viridiplantae; Streptophyta; Magnoliopsida; Fabales; Fabaceae. Gene Ontology annotation, molecular function: acyltransferase activity, transferring groups other than amino-acyl groups. The transcript has a single exon. The record is from RefSeq and is a predicted model, not a curated record.